UCCAGGUCGAGGGUGACAGCCGGGCUGGGGGGUCCCCGGCUCGCUCUGGUCGGUGGUCGGGGCCCGCCCCUCACUAGGAGCAGGAGGCGCAGAGGACGAAGGAUUCCAGGCGCAGAGAUGGAGGAGGCUUCACCUUACUCUCUACUUGAUAUUUGCUUGAAUUAUCUGACUACUGACUUAGAGAAGUUUUGUACUGAAAGGCAUGAUGGGACAUUGUGCUUGCAAGAGCCUGGAAUAUUUCCCCAAGAGGUGGCUGACCGAUUGCUGCGGACAAUGGCAUUUAAUGGACUGUUGAAUGAGGCAACUGUGGGCAUUUUUCGAGGCAACCAGAUGCGCUUGAAAAGAGCUUGUAUCCGCAGAGCAAAAAUAUCUGCUGUGGCUUUUCGGAAAGCAUUUUGCCACCAUAAGCUGGUGGAACUUGAUGCUACAGGAGUGAAUGCAGACAUUACCAUCACAGACAUCAUCAGCGGACUUGGCAGCAAUAAAUGGAUCCAGCAAAACCUCCAAUGCCUUGUACUGAACUCAUUAACUCUUUCAUUGGAAGAUCCCUAUGAAAGGUGCUUCAGUCAGUUGACUGGUCUUCGUGCUUUGAGCAUUACCAAUGUUCUCUUUUACAAUGAAGAUCUAGCUGACGUGGCUUCGCUUCCGAAAUUAGAAAGCUUGGAUAUAUCCAACACCUCAGUCACUGAUAUAACUGCACUACUGGCCUGCAAGGAUCGCCUCAAGUCUCUUACCAUGCACCACCUGAAAUGCUUGAAAAUGACAACCACUCAGAUUUUGGAUGUCAUACGAGAGUUGAAAUAUCUGAAUCAUCUUGACAUUUCAGAUGAUAAGCAGUUCACGUCUGAUAUUGCACUACGCUUGUUAGAACAGAAAGACAUCUUAUCCAGUCUUGUAUCAUUGGACAUUUCAGGCAGGAAGCAUGUUACUGAUGAAGCUGUAGAAGCAUUUGUUCAACAGCGACCAUCCAUGCAGUUUGUGGGGCUGUUAGCGACUGAUGCUGGCUACUCAUUAUUUCUUACAGGAGAGGGACACUUAAAGGUAUCAGGAGAAGCAAAUGAAACUCAGAUUUCUGAAGCUCUGAGGCGUUACAGUGAGCGAGCCUUCUUUGUGAGGGAAGCACUCUUUCAUCUCUUCAGCCUUACUCAUAUUAUGGAAAAAACCAAGCCAGAAAUUCUAAAGCUGGUAGUUAUUGGAAUGAGAAACCACCCUCUCAAUUUGCCAGUGCAAUUAGCAGCGAGUGCCUGCGUAUUCAACUUGACCAAACAGGAGUUAGCUCUAGGCAUGCCUGUUAGGCUCUUGGCAGAUGUCACUCACUUACUCCUUAAAGCCAUGGAGCACUUUCCCAACCAUCAACAGCUGCAAAAGAACUGCCUGCUUUCAUUGUGCAGUGACAGGAUACUUCAGGAUGUUCCGUUUAACAGAUUUGAAGCAGCCAAACUUGUCAUGCAGUGGCUGUGUAACCAUGAGGAUCAGAAUAUGCAGAGGAUGGCAGUGGCUAUCAUCUCCAUUCUUGCUGCAAAGCUUUCCACAGAGCAAACAGCUCAACUUGGUGCAGAACUCUUCAUUGUUAGGCAACUACUUCAAAUUGUAAAGCAAAAAACAAAUCAGAAUGUAGUGGAUACUACUCUCAAGUUUACACUGAGCGCACUUUGGAAUCUCACCGAUGAGUCUCCAACCACAUGUCGGCACUUUAUUGAAAACCAAGGGCUGGAACUCUUCAUGAAAGUCUUAGAGUCUUUUCAAACAGAAUCUUCUAUCCAACAGAAAGUUCUUGGCCUUCUGAACAACAUAGCAGAGGUGAAGGAACUGCAUUCGGAACUGAUGUGGAAGGACUUCAUAGACCACAUCAGCAAGCUCUUGCAUAGUGUUGAGGUGGAGGUCAGUUACUUCGCUGCUGGGAUUAUUGCUCACUUGAUAUCACGAGGAGAACAAGCCUGGACGCUGAGUCGGAACCAGAGGACCUCUCUCCUAGAACAGCUGCAUUCUGCUAUUUUGAAAUGGCCUACGCCAGAAUGUGAAAUGGUGGCAUACAGGUCAUUCAACCCUUUUUUCCCCUUGCUUGGCUGCUUCACAACUCCUGGGGUACAGCUAUGGGCAGUAUGGGCAAUUCAGCACGUCUGCAGCAAAAACCCUGCCAGGUACUGCAGCAUGUUAAUUGAAGAAGGUGGACUGCAACAUUUAUACAACAUCAAGGAAAACAGCCAGACAGAUCCAGAUGUUCAACGAAUUGCUAUCUCUAUUUUAGAUAGUUUAGAAAAACAUAUUUUGCGGCAUGGGCGGCCACCUCCUUGUAGAAAACAGUCAGAAAAAUAGCAGAGAAUAGGCAUAUAACAUCCUCUAAUAAUCCCUUGCGAAGUGUCUGUAGUUGGAAUGACGUCUGUUCCAGUGAUCACCAUUAAAGCUUUUGCCAGCAUAAAAGCAGAUGCAAUGCACAGCUGGCAAACAGUGUCUUUAAUGGUCUCUUCAGAUAAGGGUUUUCAUGAGGAUCUAGGAUGCAUUCCUAAACUGGUUAUAUCUGGAGGAUCACUGCUGGCUGAGAAAAGUAGAGAUUGUACAGUUCAAAUGCACACUCCAAAUGAAACCUCUAAGAAUUUGUGAGUUGAGGUACAGAAAGCUAUUUCUGCUUGCAUCAUCCAUAGCUGUGUUUAAAUAGAUCAGUUCACCAACUCAGUGUUUGAAUAGAACUGUUUGUGCUUAUAAAGUUGACACUGUUCAGCUUACAACGUCAUGUGUUCACGCAUUAAAACACAACAGUUCAUGAGUAA
Eublepharis macularius is the source of this 2768-nucleotide messenger RNA. Its product is annotated as protein zyg-11 homolog B. Bases 118 to 2316 code for a protein of 732 amino acids. The record is from RefSeq and is a predicted model, not a curated record. The transcript has 14 exons. Gene Ontology annotation, molecular function: protein binding. Lineage: Eukaryota; Metazoa; Chordata; Lepidosauria; Squamata; Eublepharidae. Gene Ontology annotation, cellular component: Cul2-RING ubiquitin ligase complex.